GCAGAGGAAAGUUUUCAGAACACCCGGCAUUUGGUAGAGGAAAGGUCUCUUGAGCUUUGCAAAAGGAGGAAUUAUUUGCAUACCAACGCUUCGGCUGUGGUAAAACACUUUCCAUGCUGAAGAUGGACCAUGCAAAUGUGACCCAAGCCAUGCUUGAUGCUGAGUCCCGCAGCACAGAGAAGAAUAACAGCAAUGAGUAUUUUUACAUUCUGAUUGUCAUGUCUUUCUAUGGGAUCUUCCUGAUAGGGAUAAUGCUUGGCUACAUGAAAUCCAAAAGAAAAGAGAAGUCAUCCAAUUUGCUUCUGCUCUACAAAGAUGAGGAGAGAGAAUGGGGGGAAGCUGUAAAGCCUCUACCAACCGUGGCGGGGCUGAAAUCUGUGCAGAUCCCCAUGAUGCUGAACAUGCUGCAGGAGAGCAUGGUGCCAUCCCUGUCCUGUGCCAUCUGCUCCAUGGAAGGCAGCAGCGUGAGCUCCGAAUCCUCCUCCCCAGAUGUGCACUUCACCAUCCAGGAGGAAGUGCUGGAUACUGAACUAGGGGAAGUGUCAGAAACACUCCUCAACGAGAGCAGCGAGGGGUCUGUGGAAAACAUCCAUAAGAAUUCCUAGCACUUGCAGGGUUCCCUUGAUCAGCUGCCAAAGCGUGAGUGGAGCUCCCACUAAGAACUUGUGGCUCUACUUUUCUGCUCUCCAAUGAACUCUGAACAGGUAUCUGUGCCCCUGGGCCAGAGGCGCUCCCGAGAGCUGGCAGGACAAGGAAGCAGUGGUACCCAACCCCAAAGUGUAACUUGCACAUAAUUGGGUUGCUUAAUUUUAAUUUUUCCAUUAUUAUUUCUUACUAUGAGAGCUAAGAACAAGGAGAAUGUACAUGUUUUUUCUAACGAGGUAAUUAUUACUGGCAUGUCUCUGCAUAUUUCAGAUUUCUGUAAAUAUCUGGGAAAUGUUUAGGGAAGUUACCCUAAUGCAAGUGCCUGGUUCUUAAAGGCUAUGGAUAAUGCUCAUUCACACAAAACUAGAAGACUAUUGAUAGACUAGAAGUACUUUUACUGUGUUUUUCUUAUGACAAACGACAGCCAACAGCAGAUUUGCUCAAUGAGGCCUCAAAAGCUGAAGACUUGUUGAUGUUGUACUUGAAGGGAGAUUGCAUCAUGUCUGGAGACUGACUCUAGGCACAGAAAGAGUGAAAGACAAAGGAGAAAAAAAAAGGCACCAAAUUUUUAGGCAGUUUGUAAAGCCCAGUUUCAGAUCCAUGCCAUUUAUAUCUGCCUUUGCUUAAGUUAUACCUGUACUGGCUGGGUCAGGUUCACCACCUUCUGCUGCAAUUCAGCCUGUGACUGAGUUACUGGUAGGAAAAGUGGUUUUGUUUUUUGCUUUUGUAUUUUUUUUUAAGAUAUGUACAUUUGGUCACUAAAGGCAAAGAUCUGUAAGUUAAAGAAGAUGCUAAAAGGUCUUUGUUACAGGCUGUAAGAUGUAGAAAGGCUUGAACAAAUGCUGCUCUGUUAUGCCCCCUUGAAAAAUAGGUGGAAUUCCAAAUAGAAUUUAACCUAGUAAGGGUGUAUUCCUGGCCCCACUGAAGUCAUCAGCUGAGAUGACAGGCACAAUAUUUUGUGCUUCUCUGUUGGAGGUAAAUUCUCCAUUUGAGGUCAGUAGAACUGUACUCAUUUACAUCAUUAAAGAAUCUAGACUUUCUGCUCUGUUUAAGCCAGUGUAGGUAAACAUUGCAUUACAUCUUUUUUUUAAUCAGCUUGCAUGUGACACAUGCAUUUCUAUAAAGCUAUUAGCAACCAGGUUUUAAAACCACCACAAACUUCCCCCCCCCCGUUUAAUGGUACUGUGACAUUUUUCAACUGCUCAUGAAAUUUGUUACUAAAUUAUUGCACUUUUAAAAGAAGUAAAAAAUAAUAAAAAUAAAAAAUAAUAUUUCAAUCAUACCUUAUAUUUUAUAAUAACUUAUUACAGUGUUUUGAUUAGCUUUAAAGCAUGAGGGCUGAAGAGCCUGAAUCUAAAGCAUUGCACAGCAAAAUAUUUGCAAAACGUCUCCACGUAUUUCCUGCACUAAAACAGCUCUGUGAUUUAUCCGCUGGCAUUAGAGCUGGAGAGACAGCUUGGAAAAUGGCAGAAAUGAACUGAAGCCGGAAUCUGCUGUGCUCCUGCUGUUGGGAAGGGCCAAGCCUGUGUUGGGCUCAGAGGGUUAAUGUGAUGUAGGAUGCCGAGGGAUCAGGGAUCGCUGUCUCUCACUAACCACAGCAGAACAAAGGCUCUAUUGUGCUCAGAAAGGACCUGAUUCGGGGCAGACUGAAGGCAGUGGGAGUUUUUCCAUCUACUUCAGUGAACUUUGGAUCAGACCAUAUAAAGCUUUUUGGUAGAUUUACUCUAAAAGGGGCUGUUUUAAGUUUGAAAGAAGCCAAAUUAAGUUUGGCACUUUGCCUGGAAUCACUUGAAUCCUGAAACUUUCCAAAUGAGACUGACAUGCGCGAGUUGUCACAUUUUCCAUUGCUUUCUCCUUCGUCCUUUACUUUUGGUAUAAAUGUAUUUGUAUCUGUAAAAAACUGAUGUAUAUAAUUCCUAACAUUGAGUUGUAUAUAAUUGUCUCAUGUAUUUAAAGUUUAUUAUUAUGUUUCUACUGGCACUAAUUUUAUUUAAAUAAAGAAACAC
Messenger RNA from Neopelma chrysocephalum (saffron-crested tyrant-manakin), 2651 nucleotides. RefSeq names its product potassium voltage-gated channel subfamily E regulatory subunit 4 (gene KCNE4). The record is from RefSeq and is a predicted model, not a curated record. The transcript has 2 exons. Gene Ontology annotation, molecular function: transmembrane transporter binding; potassium channel regulator activity; voltage-gated potassium channel activity involved in ventricular cardiac muscle cell action potential repolarization. NCBI's taxonomy places the organism in Eukaryota, Metazoa, Chordata, Aves, Passeriformes, Pipridae. Gene Ontology annotation, cellular component: membrane. Gene Ontology annotation, biological process: ventricular cardiac muscle cell action potential; regulation of ventricular cardiac muscle cell membrane repolarization; regulation of heart rate by cardiac conduction. Bases 114 to 605 code for a protein of 163 amino acids.